Messenger RNA from Rhododendron vialii, 2512 nucleotides. Its product is annotated as O-fucosyltransferase 36-like. Gene Ontology annotation, molecular function: peptide-O-fucosyltransferase activity. The record is from RefSeq and is a predicted model, not a curated record. The transcript is spliced from 3 exons. Lineage: Eukaryota; Viridiplantae; Streptophyta; Magnoliopsida; Ericales; Ericaceae. Bases 486 to 2174 code for a protein of 562 amino acids. Gene Ontology annotation, biological process: protein O-linked glycosylation via fucose.
ACACACGUGACAGAACAGAGGAGUUAACUUUCACUCUCUCUCACACUACUGCGGAGUGCGGACCGGCUUCGAAUUUGGGAGCGGGGGAGUCAUUUUCUUCCACCCUCCCACGCCACGGGAUGGAUCCUCGAAUCUCAUUUUUAUUAUACCGUACUACUGCUUUCCUUGGUUGCUUCUGUCUCAAGCUCAGCUUAACCCACCAACCAACCACCCACCCUAUACCAGACCUGACCUUCCUACUCUACAUCUCUCUCUUAUUGCACUACUGGCUGGAGUAGCACAGUAGUAUUGUUUUUCCCCACCCAGAUCCCAAUCUCACGCACGCACGCACUGCUCUCCUGCUUGCUGCAUUGUGCCUCUGUCAAACAUCCAGACUACCUACCAGAGACAGACAGACAGACCAAAAUCAACUCUUUCAAAAUUAGGCUCUCGAUUAGACGACUGUUUGGCGCGCGUUUACCGUCUCUGCUCUGCUGGUGUUAUCAAUGGACAGGGAAUCAUCUUCAGACGAAGAAGAAGAUCGCCGAAACCUAAUCGACCAGAACGAAAUGCUACCAAAAUCCAAUCCCCCCAUUAUCUCCACCUUCCACCUUGAUCACUUUAAGGACAGGAUCGCCAAUGCCAAUUUCACUUUCAAAAAGAGGUACCUUUUCGCCAUCUUCCUCCCACUUCUCAUCCUCCUCCUCCUCUUUUUCACCACCGACAUCAAAAACCUAUUCCGGUUUACUAGUAGUAAUGUUUCCGACCCCAGAUUUGAUUCUUUCGUCAAUCGUAUGCGCGAGUCUGAGUUGCAAGCUUUGUCUUUGUUGAGACAGCAGCAAUUAGGGCUUUUCAAGUUGUGGAACCAUACUUCUUUUGUCAAUGCAUCAAUUGCCGAUUCCAAUUCAACCCUACUAAACCCUGUGGACUCUUAUUUAGAUUUCAAAUCUACAGUGGUAAGUCAGAUUUCAUUGAAUAGACAAAUCCAACAAGUGCUUUUGUCAUCCCAUCAAUUGGGCAAUUCAUUGGAUUUGGCUGAUAAUGUAACGGAUCCGAUUCUCAGCGGAUUUGCCAGUCUUGAUACGUGUCGAAAGGCUGAUCAAAAGUUGUCUGAGAGGAAAACAAUUGAGUGGAAUCCAAGGCCGGAUAAGUACUUGUUUGCAAUCUGUGUGUCGGGGCAAAUGUCGAAUCAUUUGAUUUGUUUAGAGAAGCACAUGUUCUUUGCUGCUCUACUCAACCGAAUUUUGGUUAUUCCAAGUCCCAAAGUCGAUUAUCAGUUCGAUCGCGUGCUGGACAUUGAUCGGAUAAAUAAAUGUGUUGGAAGAAAAGUAGUCGUCGAGUUUGAUGAGUUUGCAGAAGCUAUGAAGAACCAUUUGCACAUUGACAAGUUCAUGUGUUAUUUCUCAUUGCCGCAGCCUUGUUUUAUGGAUGAUGACCAUGUUAAGAAAUUAAAGUCGUUGGGGAUUUCGAUGGAUAAGCUCAAGGCUGCUUGGAUCGAGGAUGUUAAGAAGCCAACUAAAAGAACAAUGCAAGAUGUAACAGCAAAAUUUUCUUCCAAUGACAACGUUAUUGCUAUUGGAGAUGUCUUCUACGCUGAUGUGGAGCGAGACUUGGUGAUGCAGCCUGGUGGUCCUCUUGCUCACAAAUGCAAGACUCUGAUUGAGCCAAGCCGGCUUAUCUUGCUUACAGCUCAGCGUUUUAUUCAAACAUUUUUGGGGGAGAAAUUUGUUGCUCUUCAUUUCCGGCGUCAUGGCUUCUUGAUAUUCUGCAAUGCUAAAAAGCCUAGUUGCUUUUUUCCAAUUCCUCAAGCUGCGGACUGUAUUGCUAGGGUGGUUGAGAGGGCCAAUACACCUGUUGUAUAUCUCUCUACGGAUGCUGCAGAAAGUGAAACCAGUAUAUUGCAAUCACUAGUUGUAGUAAACGGGAAAGCUGUGCCACUUAUUAAGCGGCCAGCUCGUAAUCCUGCUGAGAAGUGGGAUGCUUUGUUGUACAGACAUGGACUUGACGGAGACCCACAGGUGGAAGCUAUGCUGGAUAAAACAAUUUGUGCUAUGUCGACGGUGUUUAUUGGAUCUUCCGGAUCCACUUUCACAGAGGAUAUUCUUCGGCUCCGCAAGGACUGGGGAUCCGCGUCACUUUGCGAUGAAUACCUCUGCCAAGGUGAACUGCCAAAUUUUAUUGCAGACGAUGAAUAAAGAGAUGUGGAGCCCCCUUACUAGGUAUAGUGCCUUGUCUUCGUUCAAUUUCAACCCAUGGAUGGUCCACGGUUGAUCAUGGUUUGUUCAGUCUGAUUUUUGUCAACUUGUAUACUAUUAUGUGAUAGCAUCUACAUUCGUGUUUCGUACAACGUUUGUUUUUUAAGCCAUGGUUGAGUAUUAUUUGUUUGAUUCAUUAUUUGCUCUGUGAUUUCAGCCUCAGAAAUAGCUGAACAGACUUAAGAGUCUUGUAUUUUUGGAUUCCACAGAGGAAGAAACGAUUUGUGAGGGCAAUGCUAUUGAUAGAGUGCCAAUCAUCAUAAGGCCUUUUGUGCGAA